Molecule: messenger RNA, 1281 nt
Organism: Microsporum canis CBS 113480
Lineage: Eukaryota; Fungi; Ascomycota; Eurotiomycetes; Onygenales; Arthrodermataceae
Exons: 3
Coding region: 1-1281 (426 amino acids)
Source: RefSeq, a predicted model, not a curated record
AUGGCUGCUGGUUUUGGCUUUUCGGUUGGUGACUUCAUCGCCUGUACCAAGGUAGCCAAAUCGGUAUUCCUUGCGUUUCGCGAGGGAACAGGCGCAAGUUCGACAUACCAGCGGUUUGUGGCAGAUCUAAAUAGUCUUAUGUAUGGGUUAGAGGAGAUACGGUAUUUGCAAUUCGAUGAAUCACAAAAAGAACAGAAGUUAGCCCUAGAAGAGGCUGCAGUACGAUGCCAACAAACCAUCGAGACAUUCCUCAAACGGCAUGCCAAAUUCAAAGCAUCGCUUGGAAAAGAGCAGACAGCUUCCAAGUUCAGAACUCGUUUGCACAAAGUGGAAUGGGCUCUGUGUAUGAAGACAGAAGUUGAUACCCUAAGGACUGAGAUACUUGGCCACACAACAAGUAUAAAUACCCUAUUGAUAACGAUGCAAUCCUCCACGGCGGCUCUACAAACAAACGUGAUAAGAGACUAUAGCCAAGUUACAUUUGAACAGUCAGCCUUGAUGAUGAAAGAGACGCAGAGCCGGAUAGGGCAGACCCACAACAUGCUUGGGGCACAGGCGGACACCCUCAGCAGAAUAUUGAAUAUCUUGGAAUAUUCAAACACACAGCCGAAAAUCCAAGAUGUGCGAUCUAUCAUGUUGGAAGCAUUCGACAUGAACAUGAAGGUGUGCAGGAUGGCGCUUGAUCUACAAAAGUCUCAGGCUAAGUCACAGCUAGACUAUCAAGUGCCUAUCUUGGCCCCACAGAUAGGACGUCAGCAUCCCGUGGAGCUGGAAGAUGCACACGGAAGAGUGACGCCUUUCCACGUGGAGUUCAUAAACUCCUUUGAAGCCUUCCAGGCGGUAUUGGAGGCUCGAUUCCGCAAUGUUCCCGGUUGGAAGAAGGUAAAGAAUAUGGAAUAUGUGAUGAAGGAGUCCCAUUCCAACCGCCGCUUGAAUUUCAAUGCACCAUGGGAAUCAGUAUUCUUGCCGGGUAGAAGUGUGACUAUGAGCAUGGUUUUUUGGAUGCCACCCCCAGAUAUGCUAAGAUGCCCAGGCUGCCAGUUGGAAAGUAAGGAGAGCGGAACCGGAUAUGAGAUUCAAUGUCAGGGCUCGAAUUGUAAGUUAUGGUAUGAGCGCGUAGUCGACUUUGAGCAGACUCCCCGAAAUAUAUGUGCGGUAAGACAAUCGCCCAAAGUUCUUAAUAUAUAUCCAUCACGGACUGAGCUGUUAUUGGCCCCGAGAGUGGAAGACGAAAUCCAUGAAUUCCGCCGUGUGCAAGUCCGCCAUAUCCUCAGCAUUUAG